CUCGCGAUGUCUCGCUCUAUAACCAUCGCAUAUCACUUGCACCCUCCCGAAGGUGUAGCUGGGGAGGGUCUGUCUUCCACGAAGACGCAGGAGUUCCCUGUGUCAGGCGGAGAUCAGAAGGAAUACUACGAGUCGUUGCGAAGCGCGAUCAAUGAAGCGAAAUCCAAACUGGGAGAGGAAUUGACGGCAUGGAGAGAUGCAGUCGGGAACAAAGAGCAAGGAAAGGAAAAGACAGUACCGAUGAAGAGCGAAGACGACGAGGACGAAUCAGACGAGGAA
Molecule: messenger RNA, 279 nt
Organism: Gloeophyllum trabeum ATCC 11539
Lineage: Eukaryota; Fungi; Basidiomycota; Agaricomycetes; Gloeophyllales; Gloeophyllaceae
Exons: 1
Source: RefSeq, a predicted model, not a curated record